AUGGAUAUUAUUGGUGAGCUACACAAGACACAAGGAGUUGACAGUUUUGUGAAAGCUGAGGCUCACACACAUAUUUUAGGAUGGUCAACAUCGCUUCACUUUCUUCAAUUCCAACAACUCAAAAUCCCACCACAUAACAAUGUCCUGCCACAGGCAUGUCGCGUUCUGCUCAUUGCCUGUAGUUCAGGCUUUCGUCUAUCUGCCGCCGAGCCGGAUUUCCAGGCCACACACCACCGUCGUAAAGUCCCCUGGACGGGAGCCUUCGUUGGAGAGAUCCGACGUGGCCUCAAAGCUUGCCGAAUAAUCGCGUGCUUUGUCGUGUUUUGGCUCUGCUACAACCAGACGUCGAACAACUUCGUCUCACAGGCUGGUCAGAUGGAGCAAAACGGUAUUUCCAACGAUACGAUACAAGCCCUGAAUCCGAUCGCUUGCAUAGUAAUGGCGCCCCUGAUCCAAGGUAUGUUCCCGCGCCUUCGCCGCCGCGGCUUCACUUGUGGACCCAUGAUGCGGAUGACACUGGGCUUCCUCUUCGUCGCGGCUGGCCUCGCCUACGCGGUCGGCCUCCAAAGUCUGAUAUAUUCGCGGCCUCCCUGUUUCGACCACCCGCUGGAAUGCUCCACCGCUAUUGUAGUCGACCAGCAAGAUGGCGACGGCGGCUCUCGGGCUCGCCCCAACGAGAUCAGCGUGUGGUUCCAGACACCGCUUCAUUUCCUGCUUGCCAUCGGUGAGAUAUUAGACCUGGUCUCUCUCAGUGAGUACACCUACACUGAGGCCCCCGCCAACAUUAAGGCCGUCGUGCAGGCCCUUCAGCAGUUAGCGGCCGCUGUCGCGGCUGCGUUGGGUAUGACGCUGGGGCCUGUGUCCCGUGACCCAAAACUAGUGGUCAUGUAUGCAAGUCUUGCGGGCAUUAUGGCCGUGAGUUCUGUGCCAUUUUGGUUGGUUUUCGCCAAGUAUGAUACCCUGUACGAGAUUCAGGGUGUCAAGUCUUCCGGGUCCAGUGAGAGCGAGGGGGUUGUGGUGUCGACAGGAUAG
Diaporthe batatas is the source of this 1032-nucleotide messenger RNA. RefSeq lists its product as uncharacterized. Gene Ontology annotation, molecular function: tripeptide transmembrane transporter activity; dipeptide transmembrane transporter activity. Gene Ontology annotation, biological process: transmembrane transport. The transcript has 2 exons. Bases 1 to 1032 code for a protein of 343 amino acids. Lineage: Eukaryota; Fungi; Ascomycota; Sordariomycetes; Diaporthales; Diaporthaceae. Gene Ontology annotation, cellular component: fungal-type vacuole; plasma membrane. The record is from RefSeq and is a predicted model, not a curated record.